AUGUCAGCGCUAGGACCACCACCGAUUUACAAGGCCUGCUACUCAGGCGUGCCCGUGUAUGAAUUCAACUGCAAGAAUAUCGCUGUGAUGAAACGCAGGUCUGAUGAGUGGAUGAACGCAACUCAAAUCCUCAAAGUGGCCAACUUCGAUAAGCCACAGCGCACACGUAUCCUCGAGAGGGAGGUUCAGAAGGGGGUACAUGAGAAGGUGCAGGGAGGUUAUGGAAAAUACCAGGGUACGUGGAUCCCCAUGGCCAGAUCCGUUGACUUGGUUAAACAAUACCGCAUUCAACUACUCCUUGACCCAAUCAUCAACUACCACCCUGGUUCUCAGUCCCCUCCGCUAGCUCCCAAGCACGCAACCGCUUCAGGCACCAGAGCACGCAAACAACCCUCCACCGCCCACACUCUCCCCUCCACUAGCAAGGUCUUCCACCCACUCAGCUCUGCUAAGCACCCCGCCAAGCUAGCUGCUGCAACCAAUGCCAAGGCUGAGCUAUCCGACGGUGAAGACGCCAGCAUUCCCAGCUCCCCCUCCUUCAAAUCAAACAGCUCGCGUACUCCUUCCCCCAUCAGAUUCAACGCACGCAAGAGGAAGUUGCCCGACACUCUCAACCCAAACGACACGCCCUCCUCAGUUGCCAUAGAUGGUAGUGUCAGUUAUGAAGAUAUCAUUCUUGACUACUUUAUCAGCGAAUCUACCCAGAUUCCUGCUCUCCUGAUCCAUCCACCUGCCGAUUUCAACCCAAACAUGUCAAUCGAUGACGAGGGCCAUACGGCCAUGCACUGGGCUUGUGCUAUGGGCAAGGUGCGCGUAGUCAAGCUGCUUCUCAGUGCCGGUGCAGAUAUAUUUCGCGUCAACCAUUCUGAGCAGACAGCGCUGAUGCGCAGUGUAAUGUUCAGUAACAAUUACGACAUACGCAAGUUCCCGCAGUUGUACGAGUUGUUACAUAGGUCUACACUCAACCUCGACAAGCACGACCGGACUGUCCUCCACCACAUUGUCGACCUCGCCUUGACGAAAUCCAAGACACACGCCGCGCGCUAUUACAUGGAAUGCGUCCUCGCGAAACUCGUUAACUACCCCGAUGAGUUGGCAGAUGUAAUUAACUUUCAAGACGACGAGGGUGAAUCGGCACUGACGCUGGCUGCCCGCGCCCGCUCAAAACGCCUCGUUAAGCUCCUGCUUGAGCACGGGGCUGACUCAAAACUGCCUAAUAAGGAUGGCAGGACUGCGGAAGAUUACAUUCUCGAAGAUGAACGCUUCAGACAGUCUCCUCUACUCAACUCUAAUCACCUCAGGCUACACCCUCCUGACACUUCCAUCUACGCUCCCCCUCCUCACCUCUUCAGCAGCGAAACUAGCCAAUCGAUUGCUAACACUACGAUGAGCGGCGUCGCUAAUCUCCUUGAAAAUCUCGCUCAGUCUUACGAUAAAGAGAUCACACAGAAGGAGCGCGAUUAUCAACAAGCUCAGGUCAUUCUUCGUAACAUCAAAACUGAUAUCGUUGAAGCCAAGCAGACGGUGGAGAAGAUGACUAUAGAUGGUGGUGAAUUUGAGCAGCUCAAAGCCAAAUUGAAAGGUUUAGAGGGGAGAUUAGAGGAGCAUUCGAUGGAUUUGUAUAAGCGGGGAUGGGCAGAGUAUAACGACAAGAUUGACGAGGGUGGUAAGAUGGACAUGGAUACAUCCAAUCUUGGUAAUGAAAAUGGUGACAAAGACGUUCACUACCAGUGCACCAUCCUCCGCGAACAAAUCAACUCGCUUCACCACAAACGCAUCGCUUCCCUACACGAACUCAUCAAGAGGCAGAAAGAGGUGGGCACGGGUAAGAAAAUGUCGGAAUACCGCAAACUGAUUAGCGUCGGAUGUGGAAUACCCGCCACGGAAAUUGACGGCGUGCUAGAGAUGUUACUCGAGAGCCUCGAGUCAGAGAACAGUAAAGGUGGGAAGGGGGUUGUGAGAGGUAAGGCUGGCAGUGACAAUAUGAGUGGGGGGAGUGCCUCGCCUACCAAACCAGAAACACUAGAUAACGCUCAAAAAACUUUACUCCCUCCAGCACAUGUAAAUAACGCGAAUAACGCGAAUAACGGCCAGUAA
This is a messenger RNA of Wallemia ichthyophaga EXF-994, 2097 nucleotides long. RefSeq names its product Cell division cycle-related protein res2/pct1. The record is from RefSeq and is a predicted model, not a curated record. Lineage: Eukaryota; Fungi; Basidiomycota; Wallemiomycetes; Wallemiales; Wallemiaceae. Gene Ontology annotation, molecular function: transcription regulator activity; protein binding; DNA binding. The coding region runs from base 1 to 2097 and encodes 698 amino acids. Gene Ontology annotation, cellular component: MBF transcription complex; SBF transcription complex. The transcript is spliced from 2 exons.